AUGCUUCCUCCGCCGCCCCCUCCCACGCCGGAGUGCAAGGCAUUCUGUGAGGACAAGACGCACGCCUGGGAUACCAAGUGCACCUGGGGGGGUUGCAACGGCUGCUCCGAGUGCUCCUCCCCUGCGCCGGAGUGCAAGCCGUUUUGUGAGGACAAGACGCACGCCUGGGAUACCAAGUGCACCUGGGGGGGCUGCAACGGCUGCUCCGAGUGCUCCUCCCCUGCGCCGGAGUGCAAGCCGUUUUGUGAGGACAAGACACACGCCUGGGAUACCAAGUGCUCCUGGGGGGGCUGCAACGGCUGCUCCGAGUGCUCCUCCCCUGCGCCGGAGUGCAAGCCGUUUUGUGAGGACAAGACGCACGCCUGGGAUACCAAGUGCACCUGGGGGGGCUGCAACGGCUGCUCCGAGUGCUCCUCCCCUGCGCCGGAGUGCAAGCCGUUUUGUGAGGACAAGACGCACGCCUGGGAUACCAAGUGCACCUGGAACGGCUGCUCUGGCUGCUCCGAGUGCGGCCCCGAGCCUGAGUGCGAGCCAUUCUGCGAGACCAAGACGCAACCAUGGUCGGAAAAGUGCUCAUGGAACGGCUGCUCGGCCUGCGGGGACGUGUGCAAUGCGUGCAAGCCCUACUGUGCGGUCAAGACGGACCCGUGGGAUUUGCGCUGCACCUGGAACGGCUGCUCUGGCUGCACCGACAUCGAGGAGGAAGCGGGGGUAAACGGCUCUGCGACCAUAAAUGGCACUGCGACCGUCAUCGUAACAGGGAGAUUCUACGCGGUGCAGUUUACGGGCGACGUUGUCGAGGAGGGCGACCGCGUCGCGUGGGUGAGCCUGGAGUAUGCAGCCGAGCACAAGGGCAAGGAGUGCGAUGAAGCCUUCAACACCUCGGCCUUCUCAAUCACGAACAGCUUUGGCAACUCGGUCGAUGGCACGUGGGACGGCACCAUCCAGGAUCAUGGAGGCCUUGUCGAGAAGAGGGAGGAGCCUCCCGGGUCAGGAAACUUCGUGCUCCUCAGUGACUUGGUUUUGAUCAACUCGGGCCCGGACACUCCUGACGCGCUGGAGAUCCCCCUUGCGGAACACGAGCCUGCAGGGACAUAUCAGCUCUGCCGCUUGCCGUCCAACCCGAGCAGCGAGACGAAACGACGUCGUAAGCUGCAGUCGGACCAGCAAGGGAUCUUCUACCCAGACGUCGUUGCGGUGCCGCCUGCACGCAUCGACACGUCGCACAACGGCGGCACCGGCUGCGUCCGCUGCAACUUGUGGUGCCGAGCGUCGCAUGCGAAAGCCAGCGAGAAGAUCGGCAUCGUCGGCCUCAACAGGAAAUCUGCCGACGACUCAGCUGCGGUGCCCGACUACAUCGUGGCGGCCGAGAAGCUCGCUGAGAAUAUCCAGAGCGAACACGCUCGCUGCAUCGAGGCGGUGUUGGCUGCGCAGUCAGCUGUGGAGCAGCCGUCUGCUGCCGGCUCUUCUACUGGCGUCGAUCCGACUAUCCUCGAGGCCAUGAUGAUGCAGCUCGAGUCGGCCAAGGCGCGCGCAAAGGAAGCGAACGCGGCCGCGCUUAUCGCGCAGCGGGCGCACGAGGCUGCAGAGGAGGAGGUGGAGAGGCUGCGCAGCGUGCUCGAGCCGAAGAGGCAGCGCACGGAGGCGACCGUCGACGAGGAUGGGCCAGUGCAUGGGCGGGCCGGGAGCAUGGCGCGGGCGAGUGGGACCUCGCCGACCACCGGCGCGAGAUGA
Molecule: messenger RNA, 1734 nt
Organism: Emiliania huxleyi CCMP1516
Lineage: Eukaryota; Haptophyta; Isochrysidales; Noelaerhabdaceae
Exons: 3
Coding region: 1-1734 (577 amino acids)
Source: RefSeq, a predicted model, not a curated record